CCUCCGCUCUGGCUGGGCGGGAAAGCUCUAACAGUGCUGCCGGGCUGGAGACGGUGGUAGCCGCUGCGCUCCGGCUGAGGGAACCGGAGACCACUCCAUCCCUAGCGGAGCGCACUGUAGUCAGGAGUCAUGACGGGCGAGGUGGGUUCCGAGGUUCAACUAGAAGUCAACAAUCCAAAAGUCAUUUCACAAGAGGAAGCAGAUAGUCCUUCAGAUAGUGGACAAGGCAGCUAUGAAACAAUUGGACCCUUGAGUGAAGGAGAUUCAGAUGAAGAGAUAUUUGUAAGUAAGAAGUUGAAAAACAGGAAGCUUCUACAAGACAGUGAUUCUGAAACAGAGGACAAAAAUGCCUCUCCAGAGAAAACUACCUAUGACAGUGCUGAGGAGGAAAAUAAAGAGAAUUUAUAUGCUGGGAAAAAUACAAAAAUCAAAAGGAUUUACAAAACUCUGACAGACAGUGAUGAAAGUUACAUGGAGAAAUCUUUGUAUCAGGAAAAUCUUGAAGCUCAAGUGAAACCUUGUUUAGAGCUGAAUUCUGGAAAUUCUAUGGACUUUACCACUGACAGAAAGAGUUCCAAAAAGCAGACACAUGAUAAAGAAGGAACUGAAGAAAAAGCAAAAGUAAAAUCCAAAAGAAGAGUUGAGAAUGAGGAGAGAAAAAUGGAAAAAAUUCGACAGCUAAAAAAGAAGGAAACAAAAAAUCAGGAAGAUGAUGUAGAACAGCCAUUUAAUGACAGUGGCUGUCUUCUUGUGGAUAAAGACCUUUUUGAAACUGGGUUGGAGGUUGAAAAUAACUCUCCAUUGGAAGAUGAAGAAUCAUUAGAAUCAAUAAGAGCAGCUGUGAAAAACAAAGUAAAAAAGCACAAGAAAAAAGAACCAUCUUUGAGGAGUGGGGUUCAUUCAUUUGAGGAAGAAAGUGAGUUAUCAAAAGGAACCAUGAAGAAGGAAAGAAAGGCAGCCAAGUUAAGUAAAGAAGCAUUAAAACAACUGCAUAGUGAGACUCAGCGCCUUAUUCGAGAGUCUGCACUUAAUCUUCCAUAUCAUAUGCCUGAGAAUAAAACCAUUCACGAUUUCUUCAAACGUAAACCCCGGCCCACUUGCCAGGGAAAUGCCAUGGCACUAUUGAAGUCAUCUAAAUAUCAGUCAAGCCAUCACAAAGAAAUCUUAGACACUGCAAAUACUACUGAAAUGAACAGUGAUUACCAUAGUAAAGGUUCUGAGCAGACAACAGGUACAGAAAAUGAAGUGGAAAUUAACGCACUCCCCGUGGCGUCAAAGGAAACUUGGAUCACUACUGGAUCAGAUGAGUCUUGCAGGAAGGAUUUGGUAGAAAAUGAAGAGCGAGAAAUUCAGGAGAAACAGAAGCAGAGUGACAUUAGAUCUUCACCUGGGAACAGCUCAGUGUUGCAACAGGAAUCCAACUUCCUUGGGAACAAUCACAGCGAGGAAUGUCAGGUUGGAGGGCUUGUAGCAUUAGAACCUCAUGCCCUGGAGGGCGAAGGCCUCCCAAAACCAGAAGAAACAAAUGAGAAAGUGGAAGAGCCUGGGCAGCAAAGUAAAUCAUCAGUAGUUGUGGCCCCAGAAAAAGUGAGACGGUUUACUCUGGAUAGACUUAAGCAACUGGGAGUAGAUGUUUCCAUUAAACCACGGCUAGGUGCUGAUGAAGAUUCCUUUGUGAUACUUGAUGAACCUGAAACCAACAGAGAACUGGAAGCCUUGAAGCAGCGUUUCUGGAAGCAUGCUAAUCCAGCAGCCAAACCCAGGGCUGGUCAUACAGUGAAUGUGAACGUCAUAGUGAAAGACGUGGGCACUGAUGGAAAGGAAGAGCUAAAAGCAGAUGUGGUAUCUGUGACUUUGGCACCUAAGAAGCUGGAAGGAGCAAGCCACACAAAACCAGGUGAAAAGCUUCAGGUGCUAAAAGCUAAACUGCAAGAGGCAAUGAAACUCCGAAGGAUUGAGGAACGCCAGAAGCGCCAAGCACUGUUUAAAUUAGAUAAUGAAGAUGGGUUUGAGGAAGAAGAGGAAGAAAUGACAGAUGAGUCUGAGGAAGAUGGAGAAGAGGAGGUAGAGAAAGAAGAGGAAGAGGAGGAGAAAGAAGAGGAAGAAGGAGGAAAUCAGGAGAUUGCAGAGUUCCUUCUUAGUAGUGAAGAAAUAGAAACCAAAGAUGAAAAAGAAAUGGAUAAAGAAAAUAAUGAUGGCAGUAGUGAAGGUGGCAAGUCAGUUGGCUUCCUCUCUGUUCCCAAGUCUCUCUUAUCAGAUUCUACUUUACUUCUAUUUAAGGACAGCUCUUCCAAGAUGGGUUACUUUCCUACUGAAGAAAAAUCAGAAACAGAUGAAAAUUCAGGCAAACAGCCUAGCAAACUGGAUGAGGAUGAUUCAUGUUCAUUGCUAACAAAGGAGAGCAGCCACAAUAGCAGCUUUGAGCUGAUUGGCUCCACGAUUCCAUCCUAUCAGCCUUGCAACAGACAAACAGGCCGUGGGACCAGUUUUUUACCUACAGCAGGAGGAUUCAGAUCUCCUUCCCCUGGGCUAUUUCGAGCCAGUUUGGUCAGCUCAGCUUCUAAGAGUUCAGGGAAACUGUCUGAGCCUUCACUUCCCAUAGAGGAUUCCCAGGAUCUGUAUAACGCCUCCCCAGAACCUAAGACACUUUUCCUAGGAGCAGGAGACUUCCAGUUCUGUUUAGAAGAUGACACUCAGAGCCAACUGUUGGAUGCAGAUGGGUUCUUAAAUGUUAGAAACCACAGGGAUCAGUACCAAGCUUUGAAGCCUCGAUUGCCAUUGGCCAGUAUGGAUGAGAAUGCCAUGGAUGCCAACAUGGAUGAGCUGUUGGAUUUGUGUACUGGAAAGUUUACGUCUCAGGCUGAAAAACAGCUACACAGGAAGAGUGACAAGAAAGAGAACAUGGAGGAACUUCUGAACCUUUGUUCAGGAAAAUUCACUUCUCAGGAUGCCUCCACUCCAGGCUCAUCAGAGUUAAAUAAACAGGAGAAGGAGAGCAGCGUGGGUGAUCCAAUGGAAGAAGCACUUGCUCUUUGCUCAGGCUCUUUUCCAACAGACAGGGAAGAGGAAGAUGAGGAGGAGGAAUUUGGAGACUUUCGGCUUGUUUCAAAUGACAAUGAGUUUGAUAGUGAUGAGGAUGAACACAGUGACUCUGGUAAUGAAGAUCUGGCACUAGAAGACCAUGAAGAUGAUGAUGAAGAAGAACUCCUGAAGCGAUCUGAGAAGUUGAAAAGGCAAAUGAGGUUGAGGAAAUACCUGGAAGAUGAAGCAGAGGUGUCAGGAAGUGAUGUGGGAAGUGAAGAUGAGUAUGAUGGGGAAGAGAUUGAUGAAUAUGAAGAGGACAUAAUUGAUGAAGUACUUCCUUCUGAUGAGGAACUACAGAGUCAAGUCAAGAAAAUACACAUGAAAACUAUGUUGGAUGAUGAUAAGCGACAGCUACGUUUAUACCAAGAGAGGUACCUUGCUGAUGGGGAUCUGCACAGUGAUGGUCCUGGGCGAAUGAGGAAGUUUCGAUGGAAGAACAUAGAUGAUGCUUCCCAGAUGGACUUGUUCCACAGAGACUCUGAUGAUGAUCAGACCGAAGAACAGCUUGAUGAGUCAGAGGCCAGGUGGAGGAAGGAGCGAAUUGAACGAGAGCAAUGGCUUCGGGACAUGGCACAGCAGGGGAAAAUUACAGCUGAAGAAGAAGAAGAAGUUGGGGAGGACAGUCAGUUUAUGAUACUGGCCAAGAAAGCUACAGCCAAAGCACUGCAGAAGAAUGCCAGUCGCCCUGUGGUUAUUCAAGAAUCAAAGUCUUUGCUCAGAAAUCCUUUUGAAGCCAUCAGACUGGGAAGUGCUCUUCAGGUGAAGACAGGCUCACUGCUAAAGCAGCCCAAAGCUGUGCUUCAGAAACUGGCUGCUCUCUCUGAUCUUAACCCCAGUGCUCCUCGAAAUUCAAGAAACUUUGUCUUUCAUACACUUUCUCCUGUCAAGGCUGAGGCAGCAAAGGAAUUGUCUAAGUCUCAGGUAAAGAGAAGGGGUCCAUCUUUCGUGAUUUCUCCUUCACCUAAGCGCCUGAAAACGGAUGAUAAUAGCACUUCAGGAUUGAAGCAAAGCAUCUUCAAAUACUUGGAGAGCUAACACCAUCAAGGGUACCAGAAUCUACCUUGAGACUGCCUUGAGAAGUUUCUAGCACCGAGAGUUGGAAUAGACACUCAAGCCGAUGAUCCUUUAUAAUCAAUGCAAUAAGAUUGCAGACUGAAAUUCCAGUUCUUUCUACUGCACAGCUCUGGACAUCUCUUUUCCUGGUAUUAGUCCCUGGAUUGGCCACUGAUCUCAAUUCUGCAGUAUUUACAACAUCAACAAACUCAUGGAAUACUUGGGUGAGGUUUCUUUUUUUUUUUCUUUUUUUUUUAAGGUGGAGUCUCACUCUGUUGCCCAGGCUGGUGUGCAAUGGUGUGAUCUCGGAUCACUGCAACCUCCACCUCCCAGGUUAAAGCAGAUUUUUGUAUUUUUAGUACAGACGGGGUUUCACCAUGUUGGCCAGACUGGUCUCAAAACUCCCGACCUCAAGUGAUCCACUCACCUUGGUCCCCCAAAGUUCUGGGAUUACAGGCAUGAGCCACACCACACCUGGCCUUGGGUUAGGUGUCACUUCUUCCAUUAAACAUCUGACAUUUUAUCCUAGCAGCUUCCUGGGUUAAUAUCUCUUUGUGAUAGAAGUGGUUGGAAGAAGAAGAGUAGGGAAAACUGUGACAUUACAGAUUAGAGAAGACAGUGAAAAUCAGUACCAUAAUGACUACUUUGCACCCAUGAGAUAUGGACCGUGAUGACCAGGGUUCAGUGAAAGAAAGUUUUUUUGUUUUUUUUUUGUUUUUUUUGUUUUUUUUGAGACAGUCUCACUCUUGCCCCGGCUGGAGUACAGUGGUGCAAUCUUGGCUCAUGGCAACCUCUGCCUCCUGGGUUCAAGCAAUUCUCCUGCCUCAGCUUCUUGAGUAGCUGGGACUACAGGGGUGCUCCACCACACCCAGCUAAUUUUUGUAUUGUUAGUGGAGACGGGGUUUCACCAUGUUAGCCAGGCUGGUGUUGAACUGACCUCAAAUGAUCCAGCCACUUCGGCCUUCCAAAGUGCUGGGAUUACAGGCGUGAGCCACUGCACCCAGCUGAAAGAAAGAUUCCUAGAGGACCUAGGAACCAAUACAUGAGCUGCUGUAUUAGUCUUACCGCUUUCAUUUUUCUGUAUGCGUCUUCCCAAGGCAGCAUCACAUUUUGAAUUAAUUUUUGCUGCUUAAGGACUUCCACUGGUACCCAAGUCAGAAAGACUGUGGCUCUAAUUUUCUGGAGCUAAGAUAAAUGUUAGACCCAGUGUUCGUCCAUCACAGUCUAUGAGGCAGAGAGACCUUUCCUGGGACUGAAUUCUUAAUUUGAAGCAUUGUUGUUCAAAGACCUCCCUUCUGGGUCUGACAAAAAGAAACAUAACCAUUAUUUAUUUCGUUCUCCUGGCUUACAUACAUUGCCCUCACUAGUCAAUGGACAUUUCAGUAUUUCAUUACUAAUUUUGAGAGAAGAUCACCAUGGAAUUGAAUACAAACAUUAUUGAAGAGAAUUGCCAUCAUUCUUUAUUUUCCCUGAACGACCACAAGCUUCUCAGAAUUCUGAACAAAUGUUUUUCCCCUCAGAACCGAGCAUCAGUGCUGCUUUGGAAAAACAUUCUAUGUGAAUGUUGUGGUUUCAGUGUCAGGAGCUGGACUUGGGAAGCUGGAAGAGAAUAUGCCAGUUUUUUAUUGGGAGGUGAGAAUACCAACUUAAUUGAUGAAAUUAGGUUGUAGAUUUUCUACAGUUUUCUAAUACUCAUGUUUGUAUAUUUGUAAUCUUAUAAUGGGGAAAAUGUAUAUAAAGAUGUUUUAAUAUGUAUGUAGUUUUUCAAUAAAUCUUAAUGCCUUAAAGGGAAGAUUUGCUGUCCAGCUUGAAUGCUCAUUCUUAGGUCAGUACUUGUCUAACAUUGAGAAACAUUUCAUUUUUAGGUUAUCUCCAUCCUAGGGAAACCCUCUGGAUCUAAAAUGAGAGGCUGCUGCAGUUGUCCCCUCACUGGCUUCUCAGUCCUAGUGAAUUAAUCAAGUCAACUUACCAAGUGGUUUGGGUUCAGCAUAGAAGAGAGCUGAAUUUACAUAAAUGGCACCUUCUGUUAUAACUCUUUUUAAAAAAAAUUAUUUUUAGAGACAGUCUCAUUCUGUUGUCCAGGUUAGAGUGCAGUGGCACAGUCAUAGCUCACUGUAUGUACCCUUGAACUCCUGGGCUUAAGCAUCCUCCUUCCUCAACCUUUGGAGUAGCUGGGCAACAUUACAGGUGCAUGCCCCCAUGCCCAGCUAAUUAUUUUAUUCUUGUAGAGACAGGGUCUUGCUAUGUUGCCCUGGCUGAUCUUGGACUGCUGAUUUCAAGCAGUCCUCCCACCUUGGCCUCCCAAAAUGCUGGAGUCACAAGCUCACCCACCAGCACAGCCUGUUAUAGCUCUUUGAUUGGCCUUUCUUUUUAGAUGAGUUUGCAUGUACUUCAUUUUACCCAUGGGUUUAAGAUAAGUGUUUUUGCCUCUUUUGAGCUCUCUAAACAGUGCCCAAGACAACAUAGCCGUUGCUGAGCAGGAAGGUUACAUAUUUCUCCCCUUGUUUCCCCACAUGUCUUUUAGGGAAGAGAUGGAAAAGACAAUUGGAAUUGACAACUGGGGGUAAGAAAAUUCAGCCAGGCACGGUUUACACUGGUAUUACAUGACUCACACUGGUAAUCCCAGCACUUUAGGAGACUGAGGCGGGUACACUGCUUGAACUCAGGAGUUCAAGACUAGCUGGGUCAACAUGGUGAAACCCUGACUCUAUUAAAAAUAAUAAUAAACAAAUAAGAAAAUUAGACCCUGCAAAAUCUUGGGAGAAAAUGAUUUCUGGGCCAGGUGCAGUGGCUCAUGCCUGUAAUCCCAGCACUUUGGGAGGCUGAGGUGGGUGGAUCACCUGAGGUCAGGAGUUUGAGACCAGCCUGACCAGGAAGGUGAAACCCCAUCUCUAUUAAAAAUACAAAACUUAUCUGGGCAUGAUGGCAGGUGCCUGUAGUCUCAGCUACUCGGGAGACUGAGACAGGAGUAUUGCUUGAACCCGAGAGACAGAGGUUGCAGUGAGCCGAGAUCGUGCCACUGCACUCCAGCGUGGGCGACGGAGCAAGACUGUCUCAAAAGAAAAAAAGAAAAUGGUUUCUGAUUGAAGCACCUGGGAGAAAGCACUCUUUAGAGAAAGAAAACUUGAGUCUUAAAUUUCUGGGUUACUUUUCCUUACGCCAGGAUAGUUGCUAUGAGGUGAGCUAAGCCUUGAUCUUGGAAACAGGUUUGACAUGGACAGGUUUUGAUCUGAUGUUGCCCAAGGCACUGAGCCAGCAGCAUCAGCUAUGUUUUAAUGAAAUUGAAGUCCCAGGACCUACCACUAUGGCUCCUAGGAGAACUCAGCUCCACUAACUUGGAAAUUACACAUUUGGAGGGAUGAGAGCCCAUGAGUGUGAGAGAUAGAUAGAGUGUGCUCAGUGUCACACAGAUUUUGUUUCUUCCUUAUUCCAUACACUUGAAUAGGAAUAUGGUAUUAGCCUCUUUAAACGGGUCCCUAAUCUCAUCUCAUUAAUUCACAGUUGCACAGCCAUGCUAGGGUCUCUUCCAUAAACCAUAAGAUUUUAUUCACUAAAGCUCUAGAGACAAGGUGCUCAGAUCUCUGUAGCUUCUCAAUUGCUUCUCUAAAAACUUCCCACUUGGAGAGUUUCUAAUGCUUAGGCUGGAAGACGUUUUAGGGGGUGUUUUUGGUUUUUAUCUCCUAGGUUUAUGUCUAACUACUCUUGGGGCAUCCUGUCCUAGGACUUGUGUACCUCAGGAUAGAGGAGAGUAUUUCUGGGAAGAGUGUUGUCAUGAUACUAUUUUAUUAUAUCAUCCUUGAAAUGGUAUUGUAUCUUCUACCCUUAAUUCCUGCUCAUGGCCUGGCACACAGCUUGGAAUGUAGUGGUGCCUACUACAGUCUGAAUAAAUAACACUACACUUUUCA
Callithrix jacchus (white-tufted-ear marmoset) is the source of this 8042-nucleotide messenger RNA. RefSeq names its product claspin (gene CLSPN). NCBI's taxonomy places the organism in Eukaryota, Metazoa, Chordata, Mammalia, Primates, Cebidae. Gene Ontology annotation, molecular function: anaphase-promoting complex binding. Gene Ontology annotation, biological process: activation of protein kinase activity; mitotic G2 DNA damage checkpoint signaling; mitotic DNA replication checkpoint signaling. The record is from RefSeq and is a predicted model, not a curated record.